AUGCCUCUACCUCCCUACCUCUAUGCAGCCGACUUGAGUCGUUCCUACCAGUCGGAAUACGACCCCAAGAAGCCCCUCGCGGAGUGGGCCGUGCGAGAGAAGGACCAGUUCCUCAAGCACCGCGACAAGAAUGGCGACAAGCGUAUGGAUCGUUCGGAGGUCGGUGAGUGGAUCAUGCCGACUGACUAUGAUCCCAUCGAGGCUGAAGCCAAACACCUCAUCUACCACGCGGAUAAGAACAAGGAUGGAAAACUCUCGGAAGAGGAGGUGGUCAGUCAUCAGUCCCUCUUCGUUGGCAGUCAGGCCCUCAACUACGGUCGUCCGCUGUCGCAUGAGGAGCUGUGA
Messenger RNA from Dibothriocephalus latus, 345 nucleotides. The record is from the annotation of a GenBank genome assembly. NCBI's taxonomy places the organism in Eukaryota, Metazoa, Platyhelminthes, Cestoda, Diphyllobothriidea, Diphyllobothriidae.